Xiphophorus maculatus (southern platyfish) is the source of this 1434-nucleotide messenger RNA. RefSeq names its product abraxas 1, BRCA1 A complex subunit (gene abraxas1). The record is from RefSeq and is a predicted model, not a curated record. Gene Ontology annotation, cellular component: nucleus. The transcript is spliced from 9 exons. The coding region runs from base 82 to 1131 and encodes 349 amino acids. Lineage: Eukaryota; Metazoa; Chordata; Actinopteri; Cyprinodontiformes; Poeciliidae. Gene Ontology annotation, molecular function: microtubule binding; polyubiquitin modification-dependent protein binding. Gene Ontology annotation, biological process: attachment of spindle microtubules to kinetochore; mitotic spindle assembly; protein K63-linked deubiquitination.
GUGGCAUAUCGUUAUGUGCAUAGAAGUAGAAGAAGAAGUAGAAGAAGGCGGCUGUUUGGAUUUGGUAAAUGUAGAGGCAUCAUGUCGGAGCCUAGUGUCCGGAUUUCGGGGACAGUUUUAGCUUCUCUCAUGUUCCAGCAUGUUAACAGCGACUCAGACGUGGAAGGCUUGGUGCUGGGAGAAAGCAGCUUCCAUGAACAGGUCACCAUCAGCGACUCCCAGUCUGACCACAUUCACAUUGAGGAAAUAUACAACAUCCAGAAGCACAUUGCCUGCCUCAAGCUGAACACUCUGUACAGCAGCUCUGGGGAGGUGAACCUGGAUGUGCUGCAGGAGAUGCUUGCAGAUAACAAGCAGGACAGUGUUAUCGGCUGGUACCGGCAGCGCCGGCACUCAGAGCAGCACAUGACGUUCAGGGAGAAGCUGGUCCAUGACAAGCUGAAGAGCGUUCUGAAGAACCCCCACAUGAUCUUCCUGCUGCUGACGUCCAGCAGGGUGACCCCCACAGACUCCACCCACCGCAUGGAGUACUCCGCCUUCACGUCCCGCAGCAGGCGCUUCGUGAACAUCCCGGUGCUGGUGACCAACCUGGGUCUCCUGGAGCAGCAGGGCUACUGGAAGGUGUCUGCUCCCUGCUCCGCUUCAGGCUACAGCCUCACCAUGAACAAACACAGGUCCAGGUUCUUCUCCCCCAGUGGGCUGCUGAAGGAGGUGGAUGAGAUGAACAAGAUGAACGACUCUCUGCAGGUGGAGCUGCAGAAAGCGUGCAGAGAGGUGGAGGAGAGCGAGCGUGCAGUAGAAGCACUGCAGCUGGAGGUUUCAGCCCUGAGGAAGAGCCUCAGAGAGAAGCAGCAAAGCUCAGCAGGAAAAGUUGCAGAAACCAGCAGCCCAGUUGAGCCCAGGAACAACCAGCUGCUGCUAAAGGCCGUUAGAGCGCUGCUGGGCUCCUGCCCUCUCUUGCUCUCUCAGAGGCUGUCCCUGCAGGCCUUCCCUGUUCCCAGCAGAGACACGAUGGCAGCAGACUCAGACAGGGAGCAGGAGCAGCCUGCCCUGCAGCAGGACGACCAUGGGACGAAGCAGAGGGGGGCGCUGCAGGGCAGGGGCAGGAAACGAAGGAGGAACAACUGCUGACUCAGCAUCCUGCAUCAGGGAAGUCCAUCCCUAAUGCAGGGGAAAUAAAUAAAUGCUAAAUAAAUAAAGCCUGAAUAAAUGCUGGGCUUAAAUUAACUGCAGAAAUAAAAUAUGUAGAUAUGUUUUAUUUGAAAAGAAAUUUUUUUUUUAAUGAAAAAUGCUGAGUAUUUUUUAAGUUCUCAGAUAAACAAAUCUGAGAACUGGUGACAUAUUGUCACCUGGAGAUGGUUCAGAAUAACAAUUGUUCUUUAGAAUUUAUUGGAAUAAAUUCAUAUUUAUAUUGGUGCCUCACAGCCAUAUUUA